AUGAGAUUUACUAUUCUACUCGUCGUUGCCUUAGCAGCUAUUGCUUUCGCAAAGCCCCAUCCCAGAAAAGAUUCCAGCAGUGAGGAGGAUCGCAAACACAAGGGUCCUCACAGGAAUCACGGUCACCAUCAUCAUCGACGUACACGUCCAACUACUCCGCAGAGCGUCACUGCAUCUGCAAUGCCCGGAGAAAGCUCAGAACUUCCUGCAGUCACUACAUCAGCUGCCGAUAAAGUCGUGACUGAUAUGCCUAACACUAAUCUUCCCGCUGUCACUACAUCUGAUGAGCCAGUAGUGACUGAUGUGGUGACUUCUGAGAUCACUGCUAAGCCAGUACUAAGUACCAAAGAAAGCAUAGUCACACCAGCGGAGCCUGAGCCAAGCACAGAUCUUCCCGAUACUGCUAGUUCACCUGCUGAAGUAGCCAUGAGUGAUGCUGUGACUGUUAGAGUCACCGCAGGGCAAAUUGCAAUCACCAUUGGAGAUUUCAACAUUCCAGUCGAAGGUGUUUUACCUUAG
Molecule: messenger RNA, 519 nt
Organism: Strongylus vulgaris
Lineage: Eukaryota; Metazoa; Nematoda; Chromadorea; Rhabditida; Strongylidae
Source: the annotation of a GenBank genome assembly